Messenger RNA from Caenorhabditis remanei, 1668 nucleotides. RefSeq lists its product as uncharacterized. The record is from RefSeq and is a predicted model, not a curated record. The transcript has 2 exons. NCBI's taxonomy places the organism in Eukaryota, Metazoa, Nematoda, Chromadorea, Rhabditida, Rhabditidae. Bases 1 to 1668 code for a protein of 555 amino acids.
AUGACCAAAUAUAUAGAAGUUCCCGAUUUCGAGGAUGUCUUCAAAACGGCCAUGACGUUAUUUAAUGAGGAAAAACGUCCAGAACUAAUCGCACAACAUCCCGAUCUCACCGAAGACAAAAUCCUGAAAGAGUUGAGAAAGCUCUGGAAAAAGGCAACGAAAGAAGAGAAGGCUCCGUUCGACAGGGAAGCAACGCGGCAAGACAGCUAUCGAAAAAGGGUCUAUGGACACAUAAAACUUCCAUUGACCGCCUAUAAAAUAUGGUUUAAAGAGAACAAGGAAGAGUACAUGAGACGAGAUCCGGGAGUUAAGAAUCGCACACUUCAGAAACGGAUGGAAGUGGAUUGGGGUUAUAUGUCACAUGAGGAAAAGGAACCGUAUUUUGAGCAAGAGAGCAUUCAGAGGGCGGAGCAUACGGAGGCUUGCAGAAAACACAAGGAACAUUUAAUAAAGUCGAGAGCAGUGAUCGUUGAAUCACUGGAUAUUAACGAGAUGGCGGAUGAGUUGAACAGUUUGUGGGAGGGGAUACCUGAAGAAGAACGACUUCGGUAUAUGGAGGAAUCGGCGGAAUUUGAGAAGGAAAACCCGUACCCGACAAGGCAAAGAAAAAGAAAGCGUCCUGCCGAUGUGCCACCACAGUCUUCUAAAUCUUCCGAGACUCGUGAGACUCCAGCUCCUGCUCUUGUUCCUGCUCCGUUCAGUCUCUUGACAAGUUUGUUGUCUGCCGAGGUGCCACAGGCUUCUAAAUUUUCCGAGACUCCUGUUCCUGCUCCAGUUCCAUUCAGCCUGUUAGCAAAUUUGUUGUCGAACAACAAUCAGCCAGUCGACCUCGAAGAUAUUCAACCAACUUCUAUGGCUCAACAAUCGUCGUAUCCAUCUGCUCCAACACCUCACAACUAUGGGUACCAUCCGCAAAAUGCGGAUAUGGCUUGGCAACAGCAAUCAUUGUCUUCUGAAUCCUUGUCUGCUCCAGCUCCUUCUGACGACGCGUACCAACCACAAAAUCCGGGUUUUUAUUGGAACUCAGAACCUCAAAUAACUCCAGUUCCUUACACACUCCGAGUACCUCUGGACAGCAUCGAACCCAGUUUAAUACCCGGUUACGGUAGUUCUCCGGUGUCCUAUGCCCCCCUGGGCAACACAAACCAGCUAGUGCCGUCAGAACCUGCUACAAUUCACUAUGACCCCUCGGAGCCAGUACCAUUGGAAAACGUGGAACCAACUUUCAUGACCAAUCAGUGUACACGGAAUCCUCCUACUCAUCAUACUCCCUUGGCCAGUACGAGCCAGCCAGUUUUCAACAAUAUCCAGCCGUCUUUUGAACCACGCCGUCAUUUUUCUCCUCCAGCCACUCCGGCCCUUCAUUUUACCCCUUUGGUCAGUACGAACCAGCCCACUCCCAUAAGUGAUUACUGUGCUUCUCAGACGUCGUCACAACCAGGACCCAUUCCCUUUGUCCCUUUGGUCAGUACGUAUCAGUCAGUGCCUCUGCACAACGAUUUUUCUUGGAAACAACAACAACCACCAUCGUCUUCUGAACACGCUGCUCCUGUUCCGAAUGCUCUGAGAAUCCAAGACGAUAAUUUGGAGAAUUUGGAGAAUAUUCAGCCGUCAUUCGCCCCCAUUGAAGAUUUCCCUUGGGAACAUGCAUUGCAAACUAUUUUUUAG